AAAUAAAAUGUUGAGGUCAAUUGGGAAGGGUAAUAUCGUCAUUACAAAUUAAAACCCUAAAUUCCUCCAUUCGGUUCUCCCAUUUAUAUCCUCGCUAUCAUUUCCUUCCCUCCCCUCGCGAUCUGAACUGAGGUUAUAUCAUCUAGAUUGCAAUCAUGGCUGAUGGAUCGCAGCAUCCAUCAGUUGUUCAGAAGUUAGCUGGAAAGUCUUAUCUUAUGUCCAGUCUUAGCCCCAACUUUCGCACCCGAAAUUAUUCCACGUCUGGUGCUUACUUCAAUGGGGGAGUGCAGUCUUCUGGUUUGGCCAUGGUGUCACCUGUACCUUCGAUUACUGUUCCCGCUCCGGCAGAGAAAGGAUUCUCUGGAUUUAUGGUGGAUUUUCUGAUGGGAGGAGUGUCUGCUGCAGUAUCGAAGACUGCUGCUGCUCCAAUUGAGCGAGUCAAAUUACUUAUCCAAAAUCAGGAUGAAAUGAUCAAAACUGGUCGGUUAUCUGAGCCAUAUAAGGGCAUUGGUGAUUGUUUUGCUCGAACCAUGAAGGAUGAGGGUGUAAUUGCUCUUUGGAGAGGCAAUACUGCUAAUGUUAUCAGAUACUUCCCCACUCAGGCUCUGAACUUUGCUUUUAAGGAUUACUUCAAGAGGCUUUUCAAUUUUAAAAAAGACAAAGAUGGUUACUGGAAAUGGUUUGCUGGGAAUUUGGCGUCUGGUGGUGCUGCUGGGGCUUCCUCCCUCUUAUUUGUCUAUUCUUUGGAUUUUGCCCGUACUCGUUUGGCAAAUGAUGCAAAGGCUGCAAAGAAGGGUGGUGAGAGGCAGUUUAAUGGCUUGGUUGAUGUCUACAAGAAAACCAUUGCGUCUGAUGGCGUUGCUGGUCUUUAUCGAGGAUUCAACAUCUCAUGUGUUGGAAUUAUAGUGUAUCGCGGUCUUUACUUCGGAAUGUAUGAUUCUCUGAAACCAGUUGUUUUGGUUGGUGGGCUGCAGGAUAGUUUCUUUGCUAGUUUCCUUUUGGGAUGGGCAAUCACAAUUGGUGCUGGUUUGGCUUCUUAUCCCAUUGACACUGUGCGUAGAAGAAUGAUGAUGACUUCUGGAGAAGCUGUGAAGUACAACAGCUCUCUUCAUGCAUUCCAAACUAUCGUCGCUAAAGAGGGUACAAAGUCACUCUUCAAAGGUGCUGGUGCAAACAUAUUACGUGCUGUUGCUGGUGCUGGUGUGCUUGCUGGUUAUGACAAGCUGCAGCUCAUCAUGUUUGGAAAGAAAUAUGGUUCUGGCGGCGGCUAAAUGAUGACGACAAUUACGCGCAAUAAUUAUGCUGAUUCCUUUUUCAUUUGAAUAAUUUUGGAUGCAAGACACUGAUACUGCUGUUUUCCCGAAUUUUGCGAACAUGAAUUUUAAUUGUUCGUCACAUGUCAUGGGCUUAUUAUAGUCCGUGCAGUUUGAGACCCCCUUUUUGAUUGAAUUUAAGACUAUCGUUUUGACUACUCAUGUUUGGUUGAAAUUCGAUUCUGUCUAAUGAAAGUUUUAUUUCGUUCAA
This is a messenger RNA of Gastrolobium bilobum, 1524 nucleotides long. Its product is annotated as ADP,ATP carrier protein 3, mitochondrial-like. The record is from RefSeq and is a predicted model, not a curated record. NCBI's taxonomy places the organism in Eukaryota, Viridiplantae, Streptophyta, Magnoliopsida, Fabales, Fabaceae. Gene Ontology annotation, biological process: mitochondrial ADP transmembrane transport; mitochondrial ATP transmembrane transport. Gene Ontology annotation, cellular component: mitochondrial inner membrane. The transcript is spliced from 4 exons. Gene Ontology annotation, molecular function: ATP:ADP antiporter activity. The coding region runs from base 156 to 1271 and encodes 371 amino acids.